CUCUAGCCACCCUGGCUUCCACUCCUUGGUUUCCGGCUGGGUUCUGGCUGCUCUCCGCGGUGUGAGUCGGGGAGACGCGCUCUGCACGUGGAGCGGCGCCGGGUCCCCGCGUCUUCGCCCUCCCCACCCGCAUGUUCGAGGAGCCGGAGUGGGCCGAGGAGGCCCCCGCAGCCGCGGACCUCGGGCCUGUAUCCUCACGGCCUCGGCCCGCAGCAGCCUCGAAGAUCAAGGACUCCAAGCGCCGCCAGCUCUUGGCCACAUUACGGGUCCUGGAGGCAGCAUCUCUUCCCCAGCAGCCCCUCAGCCUGCCUGGCAGUGACUCUGAAGAAGAGGAGGUGGUGGGAAGGAAGAAGAAACGCCCAAAAAAGCCCUCAUUUGCCAGUGUUUCUACUGAAGUAGAGGAGAAAAGGAAGAAGAAACAUCAGAAACAGGGCCCACCUGGCAGUGACUCUGAGGAAAAGGAAGUAGAAAGGAAGAAGUGCUGCAGAGGGGCUCUUGGUGGUGAUUCCGCUGAAAAACAGAAAAGAAAAAGGAAAUGCCAGACACAGGCCUCUUCAAACCCUGCCCAGCACCUGGACAAUGGUGACCAAACAGGUCCCAACGCUUGGAAGAGUAGUGGUACAAAUGACCCACCCAAGCCAAGCCCUGGGACCACUUCCCCCAAGCCCCCCCAAACCUUGAGUCGCAAGCAGUGGCGGAACCGGCAGAAGAACAAGCGUAGACACAAGAAUAAGUUUCGGCCACCUCAGCCGCCAGACCAGGCUCCAGCCACAGCCCCCACAGAGGAGACAGAGGUGCCUCCUACUCCCAGUCCAGACAGCCAUGAGGCUCGGGCAGGGGCUCUGCGAGCCCGCAUGGCACAGCGGCUGGAUGGUGCCCGAUUUCGCUACCUGAACGAACAGCUGUACUCAGGGCCCAGCAGUGCUGCACAACGCCUCUUCCAGGAAGACCCUGAGGCCUUUGUCCUCUACCACCGUGGCUUCCAGAGCCAAAUCAAGAAGUGGCCACUGCAGCCCGUGGACCGCAUUGCCAAGGAUCUUCGCCAGCGGCCUGCGUCCCUGGUGGUAGCUGACUUUGGCUGCGGGGACUGCCGCCUAGCCUCAAGUAUCCGGAACACUGUGCAUUGCUUUGACUUGGCCUCUCUGGACCCCAGGGUCACUGUGUGCGACAUGGCCCAGGUGCCUCUAGAGGAUGAGUCUGUGGACGUGGCUGUGUUCUGCCUUUCACUGAUGGGAACCAACAUCAGAGACUUCCUAGAGGAGGCAAAUAGAGUGCUGAAGCCAGGGGGUCUCCUGAAAGUGGCUGAAGUCAGCAGCCGCUUUGAAGAUGUUCGGACCUUUCUGGGGGCUGUGACCAAACUAGGCUUCAAGGUCAUCUCCAAGGACCUGACCAAUAGCCACUUCUUCUUGUUUGACUUUCAAAAGACUGGGCCCCCUCAGGUAGGGCCCAGGGCUCAACUCUCAGGCCUGAAGCUUCAGCCAUGUCUCUACAAGCGCAGGUGACCUCUGGACCCCCCUUGAAAGGGGAAGCAAGUCUCGAACUCAAGGCUCAGAACUCUGAAGACUGCAUCCAGCCAGGCUGUGACCCAGGACCUGGUACCACCCUUCCUCCGUCCCCAGAACAAAGUGUGAUGAAAACUCUGGCUCAGCCCUGUUCUAGUGAAGACUUCUUGGUGGCAAGAAGCAUAAAGUCACUCGGGCUAGCUAAAGAAUAAGGAGUUUAUUGUGAGAACACAGGG
Ceratotherium simum simum (southern white rhinoceros) is the source of this 1738-nucleotide messenger RNA. It is a transcript of the gene RRP8, whose product is annotated as ribosomal RNA processing 8. Gene Ontology annotation, biological process: regulation of transcription by glucose; cellular response to glucose starvation; rDNA heterochromatin formation. The record is from RefSeq and is a predicted model, not a curated record. NCBI's taxonomy places the organism in Eukaryota, Metazoa, Chordata, Mammalia, Perissodactyla, Rhinocerotidae. Gene Ontology annotation, cellular component: chromatin silencing complex; rDNA heterochromatin; nucleolus. Gene Ontology annotation, molecular function: methyltransferase activity.